Messenger RNA from Suillus subalutaceus, 1255 nucleotides. RefSeq names its product P-loop containing nucleoside triphosphate hydrolase protein. Lineage: Eukaryota; Fungi; Basidiomycota; Agaricomycetes; Boletales; Suillaceae. The record is from RefSeq and is a predicted model, not a curated record. The transcript is spliced from 7 exons. Gene Ontology annotation, molecular function: ATP hydrolysis activity; ATP binding. The coding region runs from base 125 to 973 and encodes 282 amino acids.
CCUGUCCUUCUAUAACCAUCUUUUAUUAGCUCAAAGGGUCACAGGGCUCUACCCGUGGUGGUACAAAGCUAGUUCUAUUUAAUAUUUAAUAAUCGUUUCCCAUACCAAUCCCUUUUAUCAUUUAAUGUCUGGCCUCGCCGCCGAGUCUACUAUCGUAGUCGAGUGUCUGACUUACCGUCAUGUUCCCAGUGAGCCCCCUUCCUUGGAUAACAUCACUUUUCAUCUCCGCCCUGGAUCUCGAACAAUCUUGGUUGGCGCCAAUGGAGCCGGAAAAUCUACCCUCCUGCAGAUCUUGGCGGGUAAAAGAUUAGUAAACGAUGCUGAGAUACGUAUCAAAGGCCUAGAUGUCUUCAGAGAUUCCCCGCCAGGCGUUACUUUUUUGGGCACGGAGUGGGCAAUGAAUCCAGUAGUCCGCAGUGAUAUCGUGGUAUCCACCUUCUUGGACUCCGUGGGAGGAUAUAAAUACAAGGACAGGAGAGACACACUUCUAGACAUUCUAGAUGUGGACUUAGACUGGCAUAUGCAUGCAAUUUCCGAUGGAGAACGUCGUCGCAUCCAACUUUGUAUGGGCCUUAUGGCACCAUGGGAUGUUCUUCUCUUAGAUGAAGUCACUGUUGACCUUGACGUCAUGGUUCGUGAUGAAUUACUUACAUUCCUCCGAGACGACAGUAUUGCCCGUGGAGCUACCAUUAUUUAUGCAACCCAUAUUUUUGACGGACUCAAUUCAUUCCCUACUCACGUCGCCCACAUGCGUUUCGGUUCCUUUGCCACAGAACCUACUGCAUGGCCAUCAGGCUUUACCAACGGUCCUCAGACCCCCACAUUAUACAACACUGCUCUGCAGUGGCUUAGAGAAGACCGUGAAUACCGCCGAGAACUUGAGAAACAGGGGCGAAAAAGUCGUGGUGCGAGAAAUGAGACUGUCCCUUCAGACUCUGAGACGUUCUACAAGAAAUAUGAUUAUGGCCAUUAAGACACCACGCUGCCAUAAGUUCUGUUGUGGACGACGCAUCAUUUGACAAUUAUAUCCGCUUAGUUUCAACAACCUGUAGCAAUAGCACUACAAGCCACACCUGUAUUCAACAUGCACCGCCUAAAAUACAACGUUUCUAUCCGGAGGAUCGCUCACAACUGGACACGCAUAUUCGGAUGAGCCUGAUGUGUGAGGAAAAUAAGACUGCAAGUCCCGGUAAGUAUACCGUACGACUCCGUAGAUGUGAUUAGCACGAGAAUUACAAUCAUAUUCUUUGUCCUU